Glarea lozoyensis ATCC 20868 is the source of this 2265-nucleotide messenger RNA. RefSeq lists its product as uncharacterized. Gene Ontology annotation, biological process: post-translational protein modification. The record is from RefSeq and is a predicted model, not a curated record. The transcript is spliced from 5 exons. The coding region runs from base 1 to 2265 and encodes 754 amino acids. Gene Ontology annotation, molecular function: dolichyl-diphosphooligosaccharide-protein glycotransferase activity. Gene Ontology annotation, cellular component: membrane. Lineage: Eukaryota; Fungi; Ascomycota; Leotiomycetes; Helotiales; Helotiaceae.
AUGUCGGACUCCAUAGUUGAGCCCUUUCUUAAGGGUAACACGGGGAGGAAUACUAGAGGAAUUCUACGACUGUCAAUUCUCUGCUUAAUUGCAGCUGCGGCCGUUGCCAGUCGGCUGUUUUCUGUUAUUCGAUUCGAAAGUAUUAUCCACGAAUUCGAUCCGUGGUUCAACUUCAGAGCGACGAAAUACUUAGUCGCAAAUGGCUUCUACGACUUUUGGGAUUGGUUUGAUGACCGAACAUGGCAUCCACUUGGAAGAGUUACAGGAGGAACUCUAUAUCCAGGUCUCAUGGUGACCAGUGGUGCUAUCUACCAUGCUCUACGAGCCAUUACGAUUCCAGUCGAUAUUCGAAAUAUCUGUGUGCUUCUUGCGCCAGGAUUCUCGGGCUUGACAGCAUUUGCAACUUACCUUUUCACCAACGAAAUGUCCACGUCUCCUUCAGCUGGACUUCUCGCAGCCGCUUUCAUGGGUAUCGCACCUGGUUAUAUCUCGCGUUCAGUUGCCGGCAGCUACGAUAACGAGGCAAUUGCCAUCUUCCUUCUUGUAUUUACCUUUUACCUCUGGAUCAAGGCCCUUAAGCUUGGAUCAGCAAUGUGGGGUGCUCUAUGUGCGCUCUUCUACGGUUACAUGGUUUCCGCUUGGGGCGGAUAUGUUUUCAUCACCAACUUGAUUCCGUUACACGUCUUUGUCCUCGUCUGCAUGGGUCGGUUUGGUCCAAGACUCUAUGUCAGCUAUUGCACCUGGUACGCUCUUGGCACGCUUGCGAGUAUGCAGAUUCCUUUCGUUGGAUUCUUGCCAAUCCGCAGUAGCGAGCAUAUGUCUGCCCUCGGUGUUUUUGGACUUCUACAGUUGAUUGGAUUUGUCGAGUUCGUCCGUUCAGGAGUACCAAGCAAGCAAUUUGCUACUCUUCUCAGAGGCUUCGUUCUAGCUGUCUUCGUGAUCGCUUUUGGUGGUCUUGUCCUUUUGACAGUUUCCGGUGUUAUUGCCCCAUGGACCGGUCGAUUCUACUCACUCUGGGAUACCGGAUAUGCCAAGAUUCAUAUCCCAAUUAUCGCCUCUGUCUCCGAACAUCAGCCAACAGCAUGGCCAGCAUUCUUUUUCGAUCUGAACCUUCUUAUCUGGCUCUUCCCUGCAGGUGUCUACCUCUGCUUCCAGAAGCUUGAUGAUGAGCAGGUCUUCGUCGUUGUCUACGCUAUUCUUGCCAGUUACUUUUCUGGUGUUAUGGUUAGAUUGAUGCUCACACUUACCCCUAUCGUCUGUGUGGCGGCCGCCUUGGCGUUAUCCCAUUUGUUAGACACCUAUCUUACGAUUAAAUCUCCCGAGGCACCAACAGACGCUUCAGCCGAUGCAACAGCAAAUGGCACUCCCGCAGCAGCCAAAAAGGCUGCUAAGACCGAUGGCCUACGAUCUAUGCGCCAGCCGCUCGUAGGUAUCUACACACAAUUCUCCAAGAAUUCCGUCGUCAGUGCCUUGACAGCUUACUUGUUACUUUUUGUUCUUCACUGCACAUGGGUUACCUCAAAUGCCUACUCUUCUCCAUCCGUUGUCCUUGCAAGCAGAAUGCCCGACGGAAGUCAACACAUCAUCGACGAUUACCGUGAGGCAUACCAAUGGCUUCGCCAAAACACCAAGGAGGACGCCAAGAUCAUGUCAUGGUGGGAUUACGGUUAUCAAAUUGGUGGUAUGGCUGAUAGACCAACACUUGUUGACAACAACACCUGGAAUAACACCCAUAUUGCAACUGUCGGUAAAGCGAUGAGUUCGAGUGAGGAAGUCAGCUAUCCUAUUAUGCGCCAACACGAAGUCGAUUAUGUUCUUGUUGUAUUUGGAGGUCUUCUGGGUUAUUCUGGAGACGAUAUCAACAAGUUCUUGUGGAUGGUCCGAAUUGCUGAAGGUAUCUGGCCUGAAGAAGUCAAGGAGCGUGAUUUCUUCACUGAUCGUGGCGAGUACCGAGUGGAUGAGGGCGCCACUGAGACGAUGAAGAAGAGCUUGAUGUACAAGAUGUCUUACUACAACUACAAUACACUCUUCCCUCCUGGACAAUGCCAAGAUCGAGUCCGUGGUGUUAAGAUGCCCGAUCAGGGUCCUACGCUCAGCACUAUGAAUGAGGCUUUCACCAGUGAAAACUGGAUUAUUAGAAUUUACAAGGUCAAAGACCUUGACAACGUUGGAAGAGACCAUGCUGCUGCCGCAUCAUUCGAAAAGGGUAACAAGAAGAAGAAGUCCACGAAGAGGAGAGGACCAAAAGUAUUACGUGUGGAAUAA